Molecule: messenger RNA, 2479 nt
Organism: Verruconis gallopava
Lineage: Eukaryota; Fungi; Ascomycota; Dothideomycetes; Venturiales; Sympoventuriaceae
Exons: 7
Coding region: 243-2249 (668 amino acids)
Biological process (GO): transmembrane transport
Molecular function (GO): transmembrane transporter activity
Source: RefSeq, a predicted model, not a curated record
GGUCCCGCCCACAGCGCGCCGCAGAAACAGCACGCACGCUGCCGGCCUCCUUGGUCCCGGGAAAUGCGAACAACGGUUUGAGCCCUUGGGGUUCUUCGUUUUUUAUUUCCCCUCAAAAGGGACGCAUAGCACGCAGAUCUUAUUCCUUUUCUCCGGACGCACCCCUAGACGCUCGCGCGCGUUUAGGGCGCUCGCCGUUCUGUGAGGCUCUGUGGUGCACAGCUAGAACUAGACCUGCGUGCAUGAAAAGCGUAGCCGAGCUUCCCCGGCUCGCGUUGGCAUAUCCUGCGCGUACACUAUCCAGCCUGCAAUUCAUAAGAGCGGGCGACCCGCGUAUCGUCCGCAAUGUGGGGACUUCGCAGCUCAAGAAAUCUCUUUUAUCCUGUCAUCCGUGUUCUUCUUGCCCCUCGAGUCUCGUUGCUUUCUGCCGCCGAUCCGUCGGGCCCGUCAUUUUUCUUCCCUUUCUUCUUUCUUCCAGCAUGGUCGACAAAGUCGACAUCGAGCAGGUUGGCGACACGCGCCAUGUAGACGACAUCGCUACGCAGACUCACGAGGAUCCGCGGAGGGGGACGGGCGUUCACGCUGAGCACAUCGAUGCUUCCUACUGGUUCACGCCUCAUUUCUUGGGCUCCUGCGCCGCCAUUGUUUUUGUGGCCAACAGCUUGUUCUUUGGCUACGCCAUUCCGGUCAACAUUUUGAGCGUCAUUGAACAGGAUCUUGGGACGUCGACGGAUAUCUCUCUCGUUACUCUUAUCAACACUUUAUGUCAAGGCGUUGUCAAUCUGCUUGUUGGAUCGAUUAGCGAUAUUGUCGGCCGCCGCUGGUUCUUGAUCGGCGGCCAAAUCUUUGGAGUCGUCGGCUCAGUCCUAGGAGGCUCUUCGAAGAACGUCCAGAUGCUGGUCGGUGCAUCCGUAUUCACGGGCAUUGGAGCGGCUUGCCAGCUGACGUACCCUUUGCUUGUCAUGGAGAUUGUGCCGAACAAGUACCGCGGCUGGGCCCAGGGUGCUAUUACUAUGGCCGUCCUUCCAAGUCUGGGGUUCGGACCGAUUGUUGGUCGCGCCAUCAUAGAGAGCAGCAGCUGGCGUUGGACGUACUGGGUGGCUGCAAUCAUCAACGGGAUCGGCCUUGCGCUGCUUUUUGUGUUCUAUCACCCUCCAAACUUCUCAGAACUCCAACGUCGGAAAUCGGCUUGGCAGCAAGCCAAAGAGAUCGACUACUUCGGAUUCGUCAUUUACGCCGGCAGUGUCAUAUGUUUGUUGUUGGCGCUCACAUGGGGCGGGCAGCAAGAUCCUUGGAGUUCUGCAAAAAUUGUAGCCCUUCUUACUGUCGGCUGCGUCGUCCUUUUGGCCUUCUUCGCUUACGAAACAUUUAUGCCUCUUGCUCAGCCGCUACUGCCAGUCUCUCUCUUCAAGAUCCGAAAUUAUAGCAUCGCUGUCGUCGUAGGAAGUAUAGGCCAGAUGACGUAUUACGCAUUCAACGUCCUGUGGCCUACGCAAUCCACAUUGCUCUAUUCAACCAAUGUGAUCACCGUUGGUUGGCUUGGAUGUACGACAGGUGUUGCUCUUGCGGUCGGCGAAAUCGCCAUGGGUCCUUUGCUAAAACGCAUCGGACACAUCAAAAUCCAGCUGCUUGUUGCUGUUGUUGGACUAUGUGUUUUUGGUGGGCUGAUGGCGGCAGCGAAUGAGCAUCGUGAAGGUCUUGCCAUAGGAUGCACAAUCAUGUCCGGCUUCUUCGUGGGCUGGAUCGAACUCAUCUGUAUUGUUAUGGCUGGUUUAGUUUGUCCUCCCGAAGAAAUCGGUGUGGCGCAGACGUUCUUCAGCUCUACAAGAGCUGUCACGGGCACAGUUGCCACUUCUGUGUACCUCGCAAUAUAUGACGGGCGACUUGCCACCAACCUUCCCAAAAAAGUCCUGGAAUUUGCGCUGAACGCAGGUUUGCCAAGCUCAAGCUCAACCGCACUUCUAAACUCCUUGGCGAACGACACCACGGCUGCAUUCGAGCAGGUGCCAGGAAUGAGCGCGAAUAUCUUGACCGCGAUCGGCUCUGGACAUAAGAGUGCCUAUGCCGCCAGCCUCUCCACCGUUUAUCUCAGCAGUCUCGCAUUUGGAGGCUCGGCUCUCAUUGCUUCAUUCUUCGUCACCGACAUAAACAAAUAUUUUACGUCUCAUGUCAACAAGACGGUGGCUGGCAGAUCAGGGCGCGAAGGUGAAAAGGGCAAGGAGCUUGAUGAGCUCAAGAACGACAUGUAACAUUUGGAAUCAAAAGCACUAGCUAUGACAUACGAAGCGCCGCACAGUAAGCAUCUACACUAAGCAGGACUUGUGAAAAGAUGUUGGAAGUUUUUUGACACGUAAAAGAAGAGAUGCAACAGGUUUGGCCUCAAAGGAUCUCAGGUAUAUCGUAGCACGCGAUAGGCACCCCAGAUAGUAUUCGUGCCUGUAAAACUGCUAACCACUUCUAUAUAUAUUAUGAUAUCCAC